GGGCUGAACAGUGCAGCAUUCAACAAAGAUUAUAAGAUAAAGAUGAAAAUGCAAAAACCCACAGCAGGUUUCAAAAAAAAUACUUUUCAUUAUAAUGACAUUAAAAAAUAAAUACUAUCCUUGUUAAGCUUAUAGGAAGUUUUGUUGAGACUGUAUCAGAGUUAUCCCUGUUCAACCCCAGUAAUUUUGAGACCAUGCAGACUUUUUGUGUUACCUUGUUGUAUAGUCAAAGCUGUUCCUGGUAUUUUAUCUACUUCAUUUGCAUAGUUUAUUGCCUUGCUGCAAUAUCACCAGAAGGGUUGUUGCCUUGCUGUCGUGACAGCAUCAGAAUCAUCAUCUUACUGGUAGCUGUGUGAACUGAAAAGGAGGAGUAAUCUGACAGAGAGUAAGAGAAAAGGAAGAACCACAUAGAAAUCAACUUAGACUCUUUUUACAUCAGAAAAAUGAGCACUGGUAAUUCCUCUGCAGUUGAAACAGCUAGUAUGGAGGAGGUUAUAGACAAUGUGCGUUUAGCCUGCCUUAUCAUCUACUGUGUGAUAUUUAUCGUUGGCAUUCUGGGCAAUGGACUGGUCAUCUACGUGACAGGCUGCAGGAUGAAGACAACAGUCAACUCAGUUUGGUUCCUCAACCUGGCUCUGGCAGACUUCCUCUUUUUGAGCUUCCUGAUUUUCACAAUGAUUUCUUUACCCCAUGGCCAUCAGUGGUACUUUGGACGUUUCAUGUGCAAGUUCAACAGCUUAGUGGGCGUUGUCAACAUGUUUGCCAGUAUCUUUAUUCUGACAGCCAUAAGCCUGGAUCGUUGCCUGUCAAUCUGGGUGGUGGUGUGGGCACAAAACAAGCGCACUGUUCGUAAAGCUCAGCUCAUAUGUGUGAUCGUCUGGGUGGCUGCUGUGGUCUGCAGCAUCCCUUUUGCCACUUUUCGUGACAUUACUGAGGAUGAAGACCAGACUUACUGUAUAUAUUCUGGAUCCAAUGAACAAAAACUGACUCUCUUCAUUUUUCGCUUGGUUGUGGGCUUCCUCAUCCCAUUCCUGAUAAUAUCUGUGUCUUACGUGGCCAUAGGUGUUCGUGCAGGACGUCUGCAGAGGACCAAGAAAAGGAAACCUUGCAGAAUAAUUUCCUCUGUUAUUCUUGCAUUCUUCUUCUGCUGGUUGCCCUUCCAUGUUUUCCAGUUCUUAGAAUUAAAGUCCAGUCAAAACCAUGAUCUGGCGACUACUGUUCAAAUUGGAAGUCCUCUGGUUGUGAGUCUAGCUUUUAUGAACAGCUGUCUGAACCCCAUUCUCUAUGUUUUUAUGUGUGAUGAAUUCCAGAAGAAGCUGAAGCAGUCCAUAUGCUUUGUCCUAGAGAGUGCCCUGGCAGAGGACUAUCACUCAUUUAUGUCCUCUCGCUCCUUGACAUCACACUUUUCCCGCAUGUCUCGAAAGUCUGACUCUUCUGCAGGCUUGGAGAGGAAAAACACAUCCACUUCUUUAUUAGAAAGCAAAGUAGUCAACAUUGACAGAGAGACAAAUAUCACUGAUUAAUACCUGCAUGUCUUACAAGCAAUGUAAAUAUAAGGAAUCCAUAUAUUUUUUUAAAACCGAACUUGUAAUCUAGAUCUAGGAAAGUACAGUGCUUAAUUGAUUUGGGCAAAACAUCUAUGUAUAGAAAAAAAAGAGAAUAAUGGCUAUGUGUGAUGGCAAUGUUUUGUAUGUUAAAAUGUCCACUCAAAAACAGGUGUUUUCACAAAUGACUGAUAAGACAUCUCCCCUGAUACUUACAUUGCACCUGUACUGAAACGCAACUGAAAAUACUUGUGUGGGUGUGCUGUGGCUUCAGGAUGUACAUAUGAAUUUCUUUGUGUGCCAGUAAUUGUAAAACAUUCUGAGUGUAUUAUUUUGUCCCAUUUAACUGAAAUGUUCAAGAAUUUUGAAUGCCUUUUGGAAUUGUAUAUGAUUCAUUUGACAAGGAGACCAGUUUUAUAUUUGUUUUUUCGCCUUUGAUGCUCCAGCUUAUUUACCCAUGAUUAUUAGCAGGCUAAUUGUCCAUAGAAGCAUCCAUGUUACUGUCAUACAAAACUGGACUUUAAAUGGUUGAGCUUUAUGCAUUUCAAUACAGUGAAUAUAAACUUG
This is a messenger RNA of Scatophagus argus, 2111 nucleotides long. Its product is annotated as chemerin-like receptor 1. The transcript has 2 exons. Gene Ontology annotation, molecular function: complement receptor activity; G protein-coupled receptor activity. Lineage: Eukaryota; Metazoa; Chordata; Actinopteri; Scatophagidae. Gene Ontology annotation, cellular component: plasma membrane. The record is from RefSeq and is a predicted model, not a curated record. The coding region runs from base 444 to 1523 and encodes 359 amino acids. Gene Ontology annotation, biological process: positive regulation of cytosolic calcium ion concentration; complement receptor mediated signaling pathway; phospholipase C-activating G protein-coupled receptor signaling pathway.